Messenger RNA from Colletotrichum navitas, 891 nucleotides. Its product is annotated as methyltransferase domain-containing protein. The transcript has 6 exons. The record is from RefSeq and is a predicted model, not a curated record. NCBI's taxonomy places the organism in Eukaryota, Fungi, Ascomycota, Sordariomycetes, Glomerellales, Glomerellaceae. The coding region runs from base 1 to 891 and encodes 296 amino acids.
AUGUCUGGAAAUCAGCAACUGGUAGCUCGUGGGACUUCCUGGAAUUACCUAGGAUAUAAUAUUCCGACCAUUGAGGCGCAUAUCGCGAAGCGAACAUUUGCCAAUUCGGUGCCUUACCUAGCCUCAGUGCUCGAAUCCCUCCCGCCGGAUUUCACUUUUCUCGAUGUCGGAUGCGGCCCGGCUAGCAUCACCAUUGACAUCGCCAGGCGCUAUCCUCUGGCUACUAUCCUGGCCAUUGAAGGCAGCCCGAACGUGAUUUCCCACGCCCGAGACGCUGCUCGAGAAGCGGAUGUUCACAAUAUCCGUUUCGCCUUGGGAGAUGCCUUAAAUUUGGCCCCCACAGCCAGCGAGCCCGGCUUCGAACGUGUAAAGGGCGGAUGCGAUCUUGCCCACACCCACAACGUCCUGAUGCAUACUACGAACCCGUCCCGUGGCCUAGCCGAGCUGCGCUUCGCGGUCAAGGUCGGCGGCUUCGUCUGCUGCAAAGAAGCCGAUAGGGGAUGCCUCACCUUGUGGCCUGAAAGCGUGCAGAUCCGCCGAACUUACGAAGUGAUCAGCGGAAUCGUGAAGGCCAAGGGGGGCGAUCCCUACGUUGGCAGGAAGCUGAAAGCAUAUGCAAUAGCGGCGGGCUUUGAGCUCAACGACGUUCGCGUAGGCCAGAUUCCCUGGGUCAUAUCCUCAAGAGACGAGCGCGAGCAGUGGGGUGGCUUAGUCGCUCGCACCAGCGCCAGCCCCGCGGCGCGGGCUCAAGUCGAGCGGGAGGCCAAGGAAAUCGGGCAGAGUAUUGAUCUCCAAGACUUACACAAGCACUGGCGCGUUUGGAUAGAAGAUAGCACGGCCUUCGCCUCUAUAAGCGACUUCUAUGUAGUCUGUGAGAAGACAACUCCCUGA